Molecule: messenger RNA, 1868 nt
Organism: Onychomys torridus (southern grasshopper mouse)
Lineage: Eukaryota; Metazoa; Chordata; Mammalia; Rodentia; Cricetidae
Gene: Mettl1
Product: methyltransferase like 1
Exons: 6
Coding region: 473-1282 (269 amino acids)
Biological process (GO): RNA (guanine-N7)-methylation; tRNA methylation
Cellular component (GO): tRNA methyltransferase complex
Molecular function (GO): tRNA (guanine(46)-N7)-methyltransferase activity
Source: RefSeq, a predicted model, not a curated record
CCAGCGGGACUUCCUGGAGAUGGACGGGGACGACCCCCGAGCUCGGGUCCCUGGCGCACCCAGAACCGGACCCACGCAGCGCCACACAGGUCAGACCCGGCUGGCUGCCUUGGUUUGAGACCACCAGGAGAGAGAAGAAAGGGUGCUUGAUGCGACUGUCAGAGGCGGGUCCCUCCUAGCGCGCUCACCUGCGGGGCGCACAGGUGCCUGUAGGCAUUGGGGAGCUCAGACUCAGGCAGAAGCAUGCCAAGAGAAGAGGCGGGGUGCCUGGAGCUGGCCUUCCCGCCAGCUGAGCUGAGCCGAGCAGCGCGCUUGCUCUCCCCAACGCCCCGCUCCCUGUAAGGGUCCUCCCAUCAGGGGUCCGCGGAAUUGGCCCUUGGUGCUUUAAGGGGCGGGGCCUGUUGGCGGCCCGCGGGCCGCGUCAUCAAGUCGCGCCCGCAGCCUCGGCUCUCCACGUGGACUCGGUGGCAUCAUGGCGGGAGCCGAGGCCCCCCAGCCGCAGAAGCGCUAUUACCGGCAGCGCGCCCACUCCAACCCCAUGGCGGACCACACGCUGUGCUACCCUGUGAAGCCAGAGGAGAUGGACUGGUCUGAACUUUACCCAGAGUUCUUUGCUCCGCUAACUCAAAAUAAGAGCCAUGAUGAUCCAAAGGAUAAGAAGGACGAGCAGUCCGGGGCCCAAGUGGAGUUUGCAGACAUAGGCUGUGGCUAUGGUGGUUUGUUAGUGGCACUGUCACCACUCUUCCCAAACACCCUGAUCCUGGGUCUGGAGAUCCGGGUAAAGGUGUCAGACUACGUGCAAGACAGGAUCCGGGCUCUCCGGGCGAAUCCCGGAGGCGGAUUCCAGAACAUCGCCUGUCUGCGCAGUAAUGCCAUGAAGCACCUUCCCAACUUCUUCCGCAAGGGCCAGCUGAAGAAGAUGUUCUUCCUCUUCCCCGACCCGCAUUUUAAGCGAACGAAGCAUAAAUGGCGAAUCAUCAGCACCACGCUCCUGGCGGAAUAUGCCUACGUGCUGCGAGUUGGGGGUCUGGUGUAUACCAUCACCGAUGUGCUGGAACUGCACCAGUGGAUGUGUACCCAUUUUGAAGAGCACCCACUGUUUGAGCGUGUGUCUCUGGAGGAGCUGAGUGAAGAUCCCAUCGUGGAACAUCUAGGCACGUCAACUGAGGAAGGAAAGAAAGUUCUGCGCAAUGGAGGGAAGAAUUUCCCAGCCAUCUUCCGAAGAAUACAGGACCCCAUCCUCCAGGUGGUGACCCCCAACCCCACGCUGCCUGACCACUGACGUCUUACCCUGCCUCAGCUGGACUCGCUCUGCUAGUGACUGGAAGGAAGAUCAGCCCCCAUUCCAGGCCCCCUGAGACUGGGGGGACAGAGGCCACGAUCUCUCUGAGACGUGCAGCCUGCGUUCUUACCGUCACUGACUACUGCUUUCUUGGCCCUCCACUGUCAGAAGAAAGCAAAAGAAGCUGACUGAGAAGGUCAGAGGACCUUGGACCAGAGGGUGUAUUUGGAGGGUGUGGGGAUUUGUUCUCUUCCCUCCACCUUGUGGGGUUUCUCCUCAGCCCGAGUGAAGGGUGCAGUGACCCACUGUCUAAGCGGAGGGUUUGGCUCAGGUCCCACCCCCACCCCACCCUCGUUAUGUUUACUUUGCAGUCCUGGGGAUAAUGUGUGUGUCCACGUGCCCAUGCCGCUGUCCCCAGGAAGGCGGGGAUGUAUCACAUGCCUCCUCCCAUCUUCUCUCUGUGUACGAUCCAACCUGGACCAUCUGUGCUGCCACCAUUGUACAUGUCCCUGUAGUGCUGAGGGCAAGAGGGCACUCACCCUUGCCUUUAUCGGGUUGACCUUUGAUUCCAGAAUCUCCAAGCUGA